UGUGUUAUUUGUCAUUUGUCAAUCGGUGAUAAUUUUUCGGGUAAUUUGUCCCAAUUUUACUCAACAAUAAAAUUCAAAUAUGGAUGAAUUCGCCGAUAAUUUUGUUCAACCAGAAGUAGAUCCUGCAGCAGAAUUUUUAGCUCGUGAACAAAAUCAGCUAGCUGGUCUUGAAGAUGAUCUGGAGACUAGCGCACCGCCCCCUGUCGCUACCUCAACAUCGCCAAGCGGACUUGACGAUUUCGUUGAAAUCCCAAGCUCAGCCGAUUUUGACGCCAAUGAUCUGUUAGACGAGGAACCGGCUCCAGCUGCGCAGCCUAUGACAGUCUUCAAGCAGGAAAGAGAGGAACCAGAAAAGAUCAGAUUGUGGCGAGAGGAACAGAAGAAGAGACUUCAAGAGAAAGAUGAGGAAGAGGAGAGAAAAAAACAGGAAAUGCUAAAAGUGGCUAAAAAGGAGUUAGAAGAUUGGUACAAAACACAUGAGGAACAAAUAGCUAAGACUAAGGCGGCCAAUAGGGAAUCUGCUAAGAACGCAGAGAAGGCUCUAGCUAGAGGUUCCGAGGGAGCUUGGGAGGAGGGCAAAGAGUGGGCCUUAGUGUCAGAGCUGUGUGAGUUCGGUGGUAAGCGGGCGAGGGACGUCGCACGCUUGCGCUCCAUAGUGCUACAGCUGAAGCAGCAGGGCGUGCGCCCCAAGUAUCCGCCUCGUGCUAAAGUGUCUGCUUAAGUAUCAAGAAUAAGGAUACAUCAUUGGUUAAUAAUAUGUUACUUUUAUAUGAAUUAUACAUCAGUAAAGGAUUGUUAUCCGUCUUAGUAACAUAGCAUCAGUUAAUAUAAUUUUUUAUUUAUGUGCCUAAAAAUUAAAACUUGUAUUUAAAUAUACCACGACUUAAUAGGUGUUUUAUAUUUCUUUAAAUAUUAUGUUAAAAAUUUUGGUGUUGAGAGCUAAUUAAUUUAAAGGUUAAUGUGAGGUUCAAAAAAUUUAUGAUCAUAAUAAUAAUAAUAAUAUAUGCCUGACAUAUUAUUUAGUACCUAAGCAAAUUAUUUCACUAUAGAACAGAUUCCACUCUAGUUUUGUUAUAAUAGUUUUAAUAAUACGGGCCAAGUAUAAUCAGCCUGUAAUUAGCAGAGAAAUAUUUUGUUUGUAUUACUUAUAACUGCAAGCAAGUUUAAUACUAUGAUAAAAUUAUGCCCUGUAAUUUUUAGCUUUAACUACACUUCAAGUUUCAACUGUAUAUUAUAAAUUAUAAUACAUAGUACUUUAAUAAAGAUCAUUCCAAAAUA
Messenger RNA from Aricia agestis (brown argus), 1278 nucleotides. It is a transcript of the gene Clc, whose product is annotated as clathrin light chain. Gene Ontology annotation, cellular component: plasma membrane; postsynaptic endocytic zone cytoplasmic component; clathrin coat of coated pit. The transcript has 6 exons. Lineage: Eukaryota; Metazoa; Arthropoda; Insecta; Lepidoptera; Lycaenidae. Gene Ontology annotation, biological process: intracellular protein transport; clathrin coat assembly; clathrin-dependent endocytosis. The record is from RefSeq and is a predicted model, not a curated record. Bases 80 to 721 code for a protein of 213 amino acids. Gene Ontology annotation, molecular function: structural molecule activity; clathrin heavy chain binding.